Molecule: messenger RNA, 3292 nt
Organism: Magallana angulata
Lineage: Eukaryota; Metazoa; Mollusca; Bivalvia; Ostreida; Ostreidae
Product: 5'-3' exoribonuclease 2-like
Exons: 33
Coding region: 84-3038 (984 amino acids)
Biological process (GO): nuclear-transcribed mRNA catabolic process
Cellular component (GO): nucleus
Molecular function (GO): 5'-3' RNA exonuclease activity; RNA binding
Source: RefSeq, a predicted model, not a curated record
AACAAAGGAAGUUGAUAGACAAAUUCGGACUACGGAGAAAGCAAGGAAAACAAGAUAACGCGUCUUUACAUUGCAAGCCUACAAUGGGAGUACCGGCAUUUUUUCGCUGGUUAAGUCGAAAAAAUCCAUCCAUUCUUGUGCACUGCAUCGAAGAAAAGCCCCGAGAAGUCAAUGGUGUAAAGAUCCCUGUAGACACAAGCCAACCUAAUCCUAAUGACUAUGAGUUUGAUAACCUCUAUCUGGACAUGAAUGGGAUUAUCCACCCCUGUUGUCAUCCAGAGGACAAACCUGCUCCAAAGAAUGAAGAUGAGAUGAUGAUUCUAAUCUUUGAGUACAUAGACAGAAUUUUCUCAAUAGUGCGACCCAGAAAAUUACUUUACAUGGCAAUUGAUGGUGUGGCACCUAGAGCCAAAAUGAAUCAACAGAGAUCUAGAAGAUUUAGAGCAUCCAAAGAAACUAAAGAGAAAAUUGAAGAGAUGUCUCGUCUAAGGGAUGAACUGACUACGAAGGGUUUUAAUCUCCCACCAGAAAAGGAAAAGGGAGAGCACUUUGACAGUAACUGUAUCACCCCGGGUACCCCUUUCAUGUUCCGACUGGCAGACUGUCUGCGGUACUAUAUACACGAAAGACUGAACAAUGACCCUGGCUGGCAGAACAUCAAGAUCAUUCUGUCUGAUGCCAAUGUUCCUGGGGAAGGCGAACACAAAAUCAUGGACUACAUCAGGAAGCAAAGAGCCCAGCCAGACCAUGACCCAAACACAAAGCACUGUCUCUGUGGAGCAGAUGCGGAUCUGCUCAUGCUGGGACUAGCUACACAUGAGCCACAUUUCACCAUCAUCAGAGAGGAAUUCAAACCGAACCAGCCAAGGCCAUGUGACCUGUGUGGUCAGUUAGGUCAUGAGAUGAAAGAGUGCAUGGGUCUACCCAAGGAGAUGUGUGGAGAGAAUGAUGAAUUACCCAAAGUAAUGGGAGCAGAGCAGGAGUUUAUAUUUAUCAGGUUAAAUAUUUUGCGAGAAUAUUUAGAAAGAGAGCUUUUAAUGGACAACCUACCUUUCAAAUAUGACUUUGAGAGAGCCAUAGAUGACUGGGUCUUCAUGUGUUUCUUUGUGGGAAAUGAUUUCCUGCCACAUCUGCCUUCUCUGGAGAUCAGGGAGGGUGCAAUUGACAGACUGGUCAAAUUGUACAAAAGCUGUGUAAGAAGAACUGGGGGAUAUCUCACAAACAGCGGUGUGGUGAAUCUGGAGCGAGUACAAGUUGUCAUGUCAGAUCUUGGGGAAGUGGAAGAUGAAAUUUUCAAGCGGAGAAGAGAUACUGAGCUGGAAUUUAGAAGACGAAACAAACAGAGGAAGGAAAGAGAAAAAAGGUUUUCACAGGGUCCCCGCUGGACCCCAGGUGGACAGUUUGCCCCUCAGCCUGUGGGUCACUCUCAUAGUGGCCCCUCUGCAGUCAGUAACCCCCGACAGGAGGCGGCCAGAGGACGGAUGGACACUAUGAGGGAUUCAGCUAAUAAAAAUGCUGCAGCUGAACUUAAAGCUAUGAUGACAAAAGAUGAUCAGCGAGGUGAGAAAAGAAAAGCAGAGGACCAGUCUAAGCCAAAUGAUGAGGAGGAGGAUGAGGAACCAGCUGAUGAAGUCAGGUUGUGGGAGGAUGGAUGGAAGGACAGGUACUAUAGCUCUAAGUUCGGGGUUGACGGCUCAGACCAGGAGUUCAGACGGACAGUGGCCAAUCACUAUGUCCGGGGCCUGUGCUGGGUACUUAGGUACUACUACCAGGGCUGCGCCUCCUGGAAGUGGUACUUCCCUUACCAUUACGCUCCGUUCGCCUCAGACUUUGUCAACAUAGGGCAGCUAUCCAACUCUUUUGAGAAGCAAACCGUCCCUUUUCGGCCAUUAGAGCAGUUGAUGGGCGUGUUCCCAGCAGCCAGUAAGAAACAUCUACCAGUCACAUGGCAGAGACUUAUGUGUGAUCCAGAAUCUCCCAUCAUUGAUUUUUAUCCUAUUGAUUUUAAAAUUGAUCUCAAUGGCAAAAAGUAUGCUUGGCAAGGUGUGGCAUUGCUGCCGUUUGUGGAUGAGAAAAGGUUAUUAUCCGCCCUUGAGAAGGUUUAUCCUGACCUCACAGAUGAAGAACGUGAGAGGAAUACCUGGGGCAGUGACCGACUGUUUGUGGGCAUAAGACAUCCCUCCUAUUCGUUUUUUGAGGGCUUAUAUGAAGGAGAAUUAACCAAGGAGGGUGUAAAAGUAGACCCCAAGAAUGCUGAAGGCAUGGGGGGACUUGUGUGGGCGGAUCAAAGAGCGACAUUAACAGGGGGGACGGUGGAGUCCCCUCUUAAAGAACUUCAACCCAUCACAGACAACAGAGCACUAAGUGUUCACUUUAAAGACCCAGUGUAUGAUGAGGAUUACUUGUUUGAGUCUGUGGUUCUCGAAGGAGCAGUGAUGCCAGACCGAGUCCUAAAGCCGGAGGACUUUAAUCAAAGGAAUUCAGGUCAAGGGUGGCGACCUCAGAUUGGGAUGUCACGGAAUAGUAUGUACCGAGGAAAAGACAUGGGCCCAGCCAAUCGAAUGAUCAGACAUGGGGUUCCUAAUCAAUUCGGAGCUCGAAUUCCCCCUCCCAGGAACAUGGGCCACCAAGGAGGAGGCUACCAGCAAAGAGAUAGAGAUGGUAGAGGAGGAUAUGGUAACCAUGGCAACAACUCUGGAUAUGGUAACAGAGACCGACAGGAUUGGAAGAGUGGUGGAGGAAGAGGAGGAGGGUACCAGCAAGGAGGUGGAAGAGGAGGGUACCAGCAAAGUGGAGGAGGGUACCAGCAAAGUGGAAGAGGAUACCAGCAAAGUGGAGGAGGGUACCAGCAAGGAGGUGGAAGAGGAGGGUACCAGCAAUACAGUCAGAGUAACCAAGGCUACCAGCAACAGCAGCAGAGAGGCUAUAAUAGAGGUGGUUACCAAGGCAACAGCUACAACACCAGAGGAAAUUCUGGAUACAACAAUCGAGGAGGGGGGUACAACAGAGGGGGCUACCAGCAGCGGUCUUUCGAGUGAUUUGAGGACAUGGCUGUGAUUUCAGUGAUUUCACCUGCUGCUGCUGUGGCAGGGUCGGGUGUGAACAGCUUGGACUUGAGAGUCCGUUAUCUCAGCAACAUUUUACAAUCCGUCAGUCAGCAUUUUAUUUGUGUGAAGGAGGAAGUCAGAACAUCAGAACAAGUUUUUUAACCAUAAGAUAAAUUAUUCAUAGACUAUACCUGUUACAAUUUAUGUAAUUUUCCGGAGAAUAAAAAAAGAUUUUAUGUAAUGAU